CACACACACACACACAAGCUGAAAAAAAGUCAUGGCUGGCAAUAAUGCUUCUAGUUUUGCAACUAUGAAUGCAACCGAGCUCGAGAAUGAGCUUGCUCGACAUCUCGCAAUGUGGAGGCAGCGUGAUCCACAUGUCAACGGCAACUUCAGGCGCAACUGGGUCAAUUCUGUCGUCCUUCAAGGCAAUGUCUCUUCGCGUCCUGAGCUUCAGACUCUCCCAUGCAUCCCAUGUUGCGCCCGUAUCUGCCAAGGUAUCGACAUGAGUGGCAUCUCUAUUGGCUCUCAGCGAGCCCGCUACAUAGUCAAUGUUCCCCCUGGUGCGCCUGCACAUCGAGAAGCACUAAGCAAUAUCAACUGCAAUGGCAAUACUCCCUGUCAACUCUGCCGUCAUUACAUGCCCCAUCGACUCGACGAAUGUCAAGUUGUUCCGCAGAAUACUGGGUCUUGGGAACAUGAUGCUCUCAGCAAGGCUGUCCGAGCCUACAAGUAUCUCAAUGAGUGGCAAAAGAGGAUGUCACAACUUCGCGGCGACCAAUAUGUGCAUAACCAUCAGGAAUUCCAGAAGUACCGAAACAUGUUACUGUUCUGGAUGCAGAUUGAUCGUCAUUGGGGUUGGCAGACUGACGACACUGUCAUUGCUGAUGGAGGCUGGUCUAUUAUAUAGAUUCCACUGCUAUCUGCUAGUCUGCUGAAGACAGACAGGCUGUAUGAGAUAGUCUUUCUUAGGUCUGGGAUUCCAAUCAAAAUCAAUCCAUGUCCACACAUACUGCAACAGGUUGUGUACAUAUCCUGCCUCCCAAAAAAUGUGAAUCAUGAAGUGCUGUACUCACAGAGGGCGCUGCGCAGGUUUAAGAGAGGCAGUGCGCGAUUUUAAGCCAAUCGUCCUUAUAUUCAGCCGUACAUAUCUGCACUCAGAAUAUGAAUAUCGGCUGUAACGGGCAAGUGGUGUGAAUGAUGAUCCGGAUAUGGGCAGGCGUUGUAUAUAUCCCACAAAACCUGUUGGGCCAUGGGAAUGGCUGCGUCAGCAAGAGCAAAAUGCACAAGUAGAGAUUGAGAAUGGUCCUGAUCUUGCUUCAGAAGAUCAAGUAUGCGAAGACUUCAUUCCCACUGCGGUGAACGACGUGGAUGACCGCUCAGUAAUGAUAUGACUCUGGCCCCUUGAUAUCACAAUAUUUGUUGUACCAAUUGCAUGUCAGGAUAUUGUCGUUUGGAAAUCGUGGAGUUGGGU
Messenger RNA from Verruconis gallopava, 1228 nucleotides. RefSeq lists its product as uncharacterized. The record is from RefSeq and is a predicted model, not a curated record. The coding region runs from base 32 to 664 and encodes 210 amino acids. The transcript is spliced from 3 exons. NCBI's taxonomy places the organism in Eukaryota, Fungi, Ascomycota, Dothideomycetes, Venturiales, Sympoventuriaceae.